This is a messenger RNA of Dermochelys coriacea (leatherback sea turtle), 1571 nucleotides long. RefSeq names its product matrix metallopeptidase 19 (gene MMP19). The record is from RefSeq and is a predicted model, not a curated record. The coding region runs from base 144 to 1571 and encodes 475 amino acids. NCBI's taxonomy places the organism in Eukaryota, Metazoa, Chordata, Testudines, Dermochelyidae. Gene Ontology annotation, biological process: proteolysis; collagen catabolic process; extracellular matrix organization. Gene Ontology annotation, molecular function: metalloendopeptidase activity; zinc ion binding. Gene Ontology annotation, cellular component: extracellular matrix. The transcript is spliced from 9 exons.
GAGAGGAGCGAAGGGCCGCAGGGUGGGCAGGAGGGGACGAGGGACAAAGCCCAGAAAGACGGUUUCCAAGGGCUCUGAGGAGUAUCUAGUGCCUCCCCCUUAGAAACCGCCAUUUGUCGCUGCUGCUGGAGGCUCAGGGGAGGAUGACUGGGCUGGAGCUGCUCUGCCAGGUCUGCGCCCUCGCCCUCUUCGCCAGUGCCGCUGCCAGCGACCCCUUGGAGGAGCAGGAAGCUGUGCGUUACCUGCUGCAGUUCGGGUAUUUGCAGAAGCCGCUGGAGAGGUUGACGGAGGAGUUCACCAACGCCGAGCUGACCCCGGCCAUGAGGUCUUUCCAGCUGGCCUCCGAGCUGCCCGCCACCGGCCUCCUGGACGAGGCCACCCUGGCACAGAUGAGACAGCCGCGCUGCGGGGUCCAGGACCCCUUCAACCAGAAAACCCUCAAGUACCUGCUCCUGGGCCGCUGGCGCAGGAAGAACCUGACCUACCGGAUCUACAGCUCCAUGCCGGACAUGGAGGCCAGCGCUACCCGCCGGGCCAUCCAGGCCGCCUUCCGGUACUGGAGCGACGUGGCCCCUCUGACCUUCCGGGAGGUGCGACACGGCACGGCCGACAUCCGCCUCUCCUUCCACGGUGCCUACUCCUGGACCUGCUCCCGCCCCUUCGACGGACCUGGGAAGGUGCUGGCUCACGCCGACAUCCCCGAAGAGGGCACGGUGCACUUCGAUGAGGACGAGCUGUGGACGGAGGGGACGUACCGUGGCGUCAACUUGCGCAUCAUUGCGGCCCACGAGAUCGGGCACGCCCUGGGGCUGGGCCACUCCCGCUACCCCUCCGCCCUCAUGGCCCCCGUCUAUGGUGGCUACCGGCCCCACUUCCGCCUGCACUUCGAUGACAUCGACGGCAUCCGGGCCCUGUAUGGCAAAAAGACUCCGGCAGUGACGCUGUCUGGGACCCUGCCGAGCCUGUCGCCCACCUCCCCCAGCCGGCCGCCCGCCAAGGUGCCCGACCCCUGCACCAACGGCUUGGAUGCCCUGAUGUUCGGCCCUUAUGAGCAGACCUACGCCUUCAAGGGUGGCUAUGUCUGGACCGUGACGGAUUUCGGGACCGGCCCCCUGAAGGAGAUCCAGGCCCUGUGGAAGGGACUCCCGGAGCGGCUGGACGCAGCCGUGCACUCCCCCCGCACCGGCAGGAGCUACUUCUUCAAAGGUGACAAGGUCUGGCGGUACCGAGGCUUCCAGCUGGACCCCGGCUACCCCAAGGCCCUGACCCGCGUCCCGGCCAAGAUCGACGCUGCCUUCUACUGGCCAGGGAACAAGAAGAUUUUCCUCUUCAAGGGCACCGGCUACUGGCAGUGGGACGAGCUGGCCUGGAGCGACUUCAGCAGCUACCCCCAGAAGAUCUCCAAGCUGUUCACCGGGGUGCCCUCCCACCUGGACGCGGCCGUGGUCGGGGAGAACGGCCGGGUCUAUUUCUUCCAGGGGGGCCAGUACUGGCGGGUCAACACCCAGCUGCGGGUGGAGAAGGGCUACCCGUUGAGCACGGCCGAGCGCUGGAUGCACUGCGAGGCCUAG